CAAAAAAAAAAAGAAGCCAACAACUUCAAAUCAACUAACCUUCUUCAGUCCUUCCUUACGCUACUCCUUCAAUGGCCUCCCAUUUCUAGGGUCUAACUUUGAACCUUCCCAAGCAUCCAUCAAUGGCGUCUUUAGCUCUUCACCUUAAACCCUCUCAAACUCUUCUCAGAUCCAACCUCACUUUCUCUCUCCUCUUCUCUUCAUCUUCUUCAUCUUCGUCCGACAACAACAACAACAACAGCAACAACAAUAACAAUGGCGGCGACAAGACUCAGCCUUUCUCCUCGUACUUCGCCGACAUUAAGUCGAAGCUGAAGCAACACGAAUCGCCAGGUUUGCGACAGUCGAACACUGGUUACUUCAAUCCUCAAAGUUCGUCGUUUCCGAAAAAGGCGUCAAUUGAUGAAAUCAAUAGGAAUUUGUCGGAUUUUCGCAGCCGAUCGACGGUUCCACCAAAGAAUCUGACCAGAAAUGUCGGAAACCCUAAUGAUAACACCGAGAAGAAAAAGUUGUCGAUUGCUGCGAUUAGAGAGAGUUUACUCAAAUUGAAAGGGGGAGCAGGUCAGGGUGGUGGGAAUACGAGUGCCAAUAUGUCGUUGAAUAACUAUAAGAACAUCUUUAAAAAUCAGCCGGCAAAUUUAGGAAGUGGUUAUGGUGGACGCGGCGGCGGCGGUGGUGGCAGGAAGGUGAUUGGGGGAUCGGUGGAGAACUUGCCGUUGUCAGUGUUUGGAAGGGAGAUGAAAGAGAAGGAGAUGAAGAAAGGGGAAGCAAAUGUCGACGACAAGUCUUCGGAAAUCCAGUUGUAUAGGAUAUACUCUCAUGAGGAGCUGGGGAGGAAGCUGAGGGAGCUGAGGCCUGAGGUGACGGGGAAGAAGACGGGUGGAAAGGAAGAGAAUUGGUUUUCGAUAAUGGAGUUAAAUGAAAGGUUGAAGAAGCUUAAGGUGAACGAGGAUAAAUCAAAACUAGAAGGCGAUGCUGUAUUUGUGGAGUUGAGGAAGGCCAUUGAUUCGAUCAAGGAGAAACCCAAGAGCCUUUCCUUCCACGGUGUUGGUAUGUUCGCUGAUCCAUCUAGUUUUAUGACUUCUCCUCCAAAAGAGCAUUUAGUUGAAAAGUAUUUCCAUCCAGAUAACAUGUCUGCUGAGGAGAAACUGAAGAUUGAGUUGAAAAAAAUGCGGGAUGAGUUUAAAAUGCACGAGUCAGAUUGUGGAUCAACACGUGUUCAAAUUGCACAACUUACAACAGAAAUACUUCACCUAUCUUCAGUCUUGCACAAGAAGGAUAAGCACUCUCGUCGAGGACUGCUAGCGAAGGUGCAGCAAAGGAAGAAGCUGUUGAAAUAUCUUAGAAGAACUGACUGGGAGUCCUAUUGCUUUGUUCUUUCAAAACUUGGCCUCCGUGACAAUCCUGAUUACAAGAAUUAAAACAACGUAUACAUACAUUUUGUUUCAUUAAGGGAAUAGGGCUAAUUUGCUUUUAAUCUGUGGUGGUGUUGCACCUACUUUCUAUAGUUCAAGAAGUCUGUUUUUUAUUUCGAUUUUAAGGUUCAAAUGGUAGCUGAGGUUAGAGGGAUUUGGAAGAUGGUUGCAUUUAGGAAUCGAUCGGCCGUUCCAUUUUAUUUUAUUUUAUUUAUGUAUACAGUGUAAAGCUGAAUGAAGAGCUGAAUGUAGAUUGUGGAGAAUAGCUUCUCUUAGUUUUCACAAUUUGAUGUUGAGAGAGCUUGGUAGAAGAUAAAGCUGUUUAUCUGUUUGUUUGAUUGACAUGGAAUAAAGUUCCUUUAGGAUUUUAUAGGA
Messenger RNA from Spinacia oleracea (spinach), 1790 nucleotides. RefSeq lists its product as uncharacterized. Lineage: Eukaryota; Viridiplantae; Streptophyta; Magnoliopsida; Caryophyllales; Amaranthaceae. Gene Ontology annotation, molecular function: structural constituent of ribosome. Gene Ontology annotation, biological process: translation. Gene Ontology annotation, cellular component: ribosome. The transcript is spliced from 5 exons. The record is from RefSeq and is a predicted model, not a curated record. Bases 123 to 1421 code for a protein of 432 amino acids.